Messenger RNA from Haliotis rubra (blacklip abalone), 3307 nucleotides. RefSeq names its product ATP-binding cassette sub-family C member 4-like. The transcript is spliced from 22 exons. Gene Ontology annotation, molecular function: ABC-type transporter activity; ATP binding; ATP hydrolysis activity. Gene Ontology annotation, biological process: transmembrane transport. NCBI's taxonomy places the organism in Eukaryota, Metazoa, Mollusca, Gastropoda, Lepetellida, Haliotidae. The coding region runs from base 3 to 2576 and encodes 857 amino acids. The record is from RefSeq and is a predicted model, not a curated record. Gene Ontology annotation, cellular component: membrane.
UGAUGUUUGUGACAUUCAUGUUGGUGCUGGUGACAGGGAGGACGAUCACUGCGAUGCAGAUCUUCACGGCGAUGGCGCUGUUUGAGACUCUCCGCAUCAGUCUGAGUAUCCUGCUACCUGCUGGGAUACUCUUCCUGAACGACACUCUCAAGACUCUCAAGAAGAUACAGCAUUUCCUCAUGAUGGAGGAGAAAGGGACGUUGUCCAUGAGUCGUGGCAGCUUCCAGAUGCUCAACAACGACAUCGUCAUCCGCUUCAGCAACUACUUCGGCAGCAGGGAGAAGAGCCUGGAUGCAGCCAUGGUGUUAAUGAACAUUGAACUGGACAUAGAAAAGAGCAAGCUGUAUGCUAUGAUAGGCCCACCAGAUGGAGGCAAGAGUUGUCUGCUCCUGGCUGUUAUUGGUGAACUUGAGAGACACAAAGGUCAACUGUUCCAUCAUGGCCGCUUGGCGUACAUUCCUCGUCAGCCAUGGCUGUUCCCAGGGACCAUCAGGGAGAAUGUUGUGUUUGGCUCUGAGUUUGUGAGACAUCGCUACAACCAGGUGCUUCAGUCUUGUGCCCUGUCCCAGAUGCUGGAUGCCUUCCCUCAAGGGGAUCUGACGGUCGUGGGAGACAGGGGCGUCGCCAUUGACAACAGUGUGCAGGCCAAGAUUACACUGGCCAGGGCUGUGUACCAGAAUGCUGAUAUUUACCUGAUAGAUGACAUCCUGUCAGGAAUGGAUGGCAAGUCCUCCAUGCACAUCUUCAAGAAAUGUAUCUGUGGGCUCCUGCAGAAUAAGACCCGACUGUUAGUGACGGACAAUGCUCAGCACACACAGGUGGCUAACAAUGUCAUCAUGGUGUCUCAGGGCACUGUCCACUUCUCGGGCCGUUAUGAUGACAUUCACCGCUGGGGCAUCAGUGUCAGCCACUUCCUGACCAGCUGGACACACACCAACAUGGACGUGGACAAGGUGGCAGAUAUCUCGUCCCCCCUCAUACAGGACCUGUCCUCCUCCCUGUUGCCCCCGUCCUCCCCAGACAGUGUCAAGGACAGCGUCACUGGCUCCUUCGAGAUGCUGCAACAUGACUACAAGGACCCAGGUGACACUCUGAUCACCGGCGACAGUGACACCAGUUUCCGCAGCAUCUACUCUGCCGGGAAUGCCUACAAGUGGUACUUCCUGCUGGGAGGGGGGAUAUUCGGGGUCAUCGGCUUCUUCGUCCUGUGCAUCUUUGAACAGGGGGGAUUUGUCCUGUGUGAGUGGUGGCUGGCCUACUGGUCUGAGAAUUUCCAGAGCACCAACGAGAGCAGUGUGAUCAAUGUGACGGUGUUCGGACCAGCUAUCUGGAUACUGGAUGACAAGGUGUACAUCUACCUGGGCCUCGUCUUCUUCACAGUCCUCCUCAGCUUUGUACAGGCGGGAUUCUUCUUCUGGUUGGCCAACAGAGCAGCUGAGGUGCUUCACAACCUGGCUCUCACCUCCAUCCUCGAGGCACCCAUGGCAUUCUUUGACAUCAACAGUCCAGGUGGUGUUCUGAGUCGUUUCCUGAGGGAUGUUGGAAUCGUGGACACGAUGCCACCAAUACUGUUGGACUGUAUCCAGUCGUUCAGUUUGCUGAUAGCUACUGUGAUUGUGGUUGGGGGCACCAACUACUGGCUGCUCCUGUUGGUCACUCCACUGACCAUCGCCUUCAUUGUGGCCAGACACUACUUCCACCAGUCCACACAGGACGUGGAAAAGAUCGAAUUGGCAUCUAAGAGUGCAGUUGGAGGUCACAUAAUCAGCAGCAUGGAAGGUAUCCAGACAUUGCGGGCUUUUGGUGUGGAACAGCGAUUCCUGCACAACUUUGAUGUGAGCCAGGACCGUAGUACGGCAGCAUGUUACCUUCACCUUGCCGCAAACCGGUGGUUUGGGAUGAGAGUCGACAUCAUCGCCUUCCUCGUUGUGGUUGGUGUGACCUUUGGUGCCAUAUUGGUUGUUCAGUAUCAAGGUGUUUGGAUGCCGAGUAGCCUGGUAGGGCUGUCUCUCUUCUAUGCCCUCAACCUGCUCAAUGUACAGCACCCUGCCAUGAGGAAGUCGGCAGCUGUCCACUUCAAGAUGAAGUCGGCUGAGCGUUUACUUCAGUAUUACCAGAUGUCUCCUGAGUUAGACGUUGCAGUAGACACCGAGGUGAAGCCGUCCCUGAUGUGGCCACAAUACGGGAUCAUCACCCUCGAGGGUGUGUCUGUGUCCCACCCAGGGAAAGGUCCGUCCCCUCUCAAGGGUGUCUGGUGCUGUAUCAGGGCAGAAGAAAAGAUGGGCAUAAUGUUUAAAACGGCAGCUGAGCAGAAAGCAUUCAUGUCUGUUCUAUUCCGUCUCCAUGACUACAUAGGCAUAGUCCGUAUUGACGGCAUAGACAUCGUCAACGUCAGCCUGCAGCGUCUCCGGGACAAGAUAGCUGUUAUACAACAGAACCCUACUCUGUUCACUGGCACGCUGCGCCAGAACCUGGACCCGAUCUCGAGGUACACAGAUGCCCAGGUGUGGAGGGUGCUUCGAGGAGGUAAAUCUGUCGUCCUUCGUAGAGACGCUGCCUCAGCGAUUGUACGCUGACAUCACCACAGUCAUUGACAGCUUUUCCACAGGACAUCGACAACUACUGCGACUGGCUCGUGCCAUGUUACGCCAGUCCAAGAUAGUUGUGUAUGAGGAACCUACAACAAGCCUUGAUUACAGGUGCAAUACAAUUAUUCAAAAGCUGCUGAGAACUAAAUUUGAGCAUUGUACGUUGAUACACAUAGCUCACCUGCCUGACACAGUAAUAGAUACAGAUAGGGUUAUGGUGAUUUCUGAAGGUAAAAUACAGGAAGUGGAAUCUCCUCAUAUUCUUCUACAAAAUAGAAACAGCAGGUUCUUCAGAUUUACAGAUGAACUUGGCAUGUUUGAGAUGCAUCGGCUCAAGAAACUAGCUCAAGAUAAGUAUGAAAAUAAACCAUACAUUGCUCCCAAUAUAAACCCAGAAGACUUCGAGGAGGGUGCCUCAUCUCGGAACCAGCUCAGACACCCCAACAAUCUGAAUGUGUUACCAACCUUCCACUCAUCCCGAUUGGUUGGAGUUCUCAACCAGCUGCCAACAAACAAGUUCUCCACCAAUCGCUUGUAGCAUUUACUGUCAUGAAUAUUCAUGAAGGAUAUCCUUGAACCACGUGAUAUUGGAUAAUUACAGAACAAUUUCUUUGACGUACAGGAAAGACUUCUUUUACAUCACCUGCAACAGCAUUUCAUUUAUCAUCAGUUCACAGAACAUGGUGUGAUCUGAGAUGUCAGUGAUGUCGUCCUGCUUA